Molecule: messenger RNA, 3802 nt
Organism: Musca domestica (house fly)
Lineage: Eukaryota; Metazoa; Arthropoda; Insecta; Diptera; Muscidae
Gene: Osbp
Product: oxysterol-binding protein 1
Exons: 2
Coding region: 976-3531 (851 amino acids)
Cellular component (GO): membrane; intracellular membrane-bounded organelle; cytosol
Molecular function (GO): sterol binding
Source: RefSeq, a predicted model, not a curated record
AAAAGUCAUCUCUCGGCUCAUUUCACUCAAUAUGGUGAUAGACAUUUUUUAUGGGCCACAAAUAAAAGAAAAACAAUGUUGGUGUACUAAUUACGCAUAAUUACCUAAUCUUUUUGAUUACAAUCCAGUAACGAUAGUAAAUCGUAAUAGUUUAAAGAAGAUAAACAAUCAAAUUGUUCAUAAUGAGAGAACACAGUGGAUUACUCUCAUCUAGAGAUGAAUGCACCAAUACAACUUUACUGCUUGUCAAAGUUAUAGGCACGCAACACGGGAAAUUUUCAUAAAUUUUUUGUCGUCGAAGAAAAGCAAGAAAAUAGAAACAUACGAUUAGUUUUGUUAAAAUUUUAUUGAAAGCAUCCAUGUUAUCAACGAUAGCGUAUGCGAAGCUAAUUGGCCGUUAAAAAUAUAAUGAAAAAUAACAGAUAGAAGAGUCAACUUGAGAAAAAAACAAGACAAAAAAUUAAACGUUUGGCGAGUGAGUGGUGUGCGUGUGUUUGUAUGACUACGAAAAAGUGACAAGCAGCAGAUUUUGCGAAUUACUGGUUGGUUGAUUGAAUUUCUAUAUUUUGUUUUAUUGUUGCUACUUCUCUUUGGACCCGACGACUGAAGUACGUACGUGGCGUUAACUAGUUUAUAUGUCGAUAAAUGUUAGGUUUUCUGUAGCUAAAUUGUUGCGAUUGUGUUUAAUUUAAUAAUUGACUCUUCCCUGGUACUGGUGUGAAAACGUAAGACAAUUAAGGACUUGUAGCCAGAGUGUCCAGUGACAGAGCCAAUAACAAACAAAUUGGGACAAAUUAAAGAAGUGUAGAACGAAGGAAAUCAACAUCAUUUACCUAUUUGCACAUCGGUCAACGGUUACGACGUUUACGCGAUACCAUACCGACGACUAAAAGAAAGAAGUCGACGACGAAGACAGCGGACAACGGGAAAGGAGAGUGUAAAGAAAAACAGAACUGAGGCGCUGGUGGUGUGAUAAUGACAGAUGUUUCCGUAGUUUCUAAAGUACCCGGCAACGAAAAUGAAAAUGACCCGGAGAUGAAAGGUUGGCUUCUCAAGUGGACAAAUUACUUGAAAGGCUACCAAAAACGCUGGUUCGUAUUAUCAAAGGGUGUUCUAAGCUAUUAUCGUAAUCAGGGCGAGAUGACUCACACAUGUCGUGGAACCAUUUCACUGCACGGUGCUCUUAUUCACACCGUUGAUUCGUGCACAUUUGUCGUCUCCAAUGGCGGUACACAAACAUUUCACAUCAAAACUGCCAAUGAGGUAGAGCGUCAAUCAUGGGUUACCGCUUUGGAACUGGCCAAGGUGAAGGCCAUUCGGGCCAUGGAAAGUGAGGAGGAGGAAGAAGAGAAAACUUCCCAAGUGGUGCCCAGCCAAGAAAUAACAACGGUGUUGCGCGAUCUGACCGACCGUCUGGAGAGCCUACGCACCUGUUACGAUUUGAUAAACAAACAUGGUGUUGCUCUACAAGGGGCUCUCAAUGAUUUGCGAUCGAUAAAUCUUGCGGCAAGCGACGAAGAAACAAUUGCCAGUCGUAUUAAAAUCGUGAAUGAACGCGCUACACUCUUUCGCAUAACGUCCAAAGCAAUGAUAAACGCAUGCAAUGAUUAUUUACGCUCAGCGGAGUCUCAGGGCCACAAGUGGUCGAAGGCCUUACAGCACGAACGAGAGAGUCGACAGCGUUUUGAAGAGAUGGUUGAACAAUUGGCAAAGCAGCACACUCAAUUGGAACAGGCCGCCCACUUGGUUCAACAUAAUAAGGUUGUACCAAACCCACCCUUGGCUGCUCCCCAAAUCAUGGACUCUUCCAUGACACAAUCGAAUUUUGUUUCAGACGAUGAAACAGAGUUCUUUGAUGCGGAAGGUACAAGUACGCUAACACAAAACGAGUCCAACGAAGACAGUCCACAAAAUGGUUCGGAUAGCGGAACAUUCAUUUUGCAAAUGCCUCAUAGCAAUAAACAUAUGCAAGCUGAACAAUUCAGUUGUAGUAGCAGUUCUUCGGAAGCUGACCUUUCAUCUAUUCGGAAAUUACCGCAGCAGGUCUGCGUGUUGGAUAAUCAGAAAUCUAUGGACACACCCGAUCGAGCAGCACCAACAGGCGGCUCGGAUCGUAAUACCAAAACCCCUUCAGGUAACAAUUCAUCACCCAAUAGUUCCGGUGGCCAUAGUGAUAGUUCGUCGUCCAGUAAUCCAAACAAUCAGUCGAAUUCCGGCGGUGGUUCAGGAGGAAGUUCAGGUGCGGGCGGUAAUGGCGAGGAUCCCAAUAAACCUGGUGGCAAAUCGAAUGUUCCCGAAGAUGGGCAAGUCUGCAAAAAGGUAGUUCGUCAAAGGCGUACACGAGUUCCUGAUAAACCACACUAUCCACUCAACUUGUGGUCGAUUAUGAAGAACUGUAUUGGCAAGGAGUUGUCCAAAAUACCCAUGCCUGUGAAUUUCAAUGAACCACUGUCCAUGUUACAACGUCUAACCGAGGACUAUGAAUAUGCUAGCAUAUUGGAUUUAGCUGCCCGUUGUACAGAUGAAUGCGAACAAUUAGCCUAUCUAGCAGCGUUUACCGUCUCAGCCUAUGCUACGACGGCAAACCGUACGGGAAAGCCCUUUAAUCCACUGCUGGGCGAAACGUAUGAGUGCGACCGUACGGAUGAUUUGGGCUGGCGUUGCAUUGCCGAACAAGUGUCACAUCAUCCUCCAAUGGCAGCGCUUCAUUGCGAAGGCCGUGCUUGGACAUGCUGGCAGGAAUUUACAAUGACAAGUAAAUUUCGUGGAAAAUAUUUGCAGAUUAUACCAUUGGGCAGCGCAUACUGUCAUUUCCCAAAAACAGAUCAUAAAUAUACCUGGCGAAAGGUUACAACAACUGUUAAUAAUAUUAUAGUAGGUAAACUUUGGGUCGAUCAACAUGGAGAAAUGGAAAUUACAGGCCUAAAUGCUGCAUCAGGCCUUAAAUGUAUGUUAAAGUAUGUACCGUAUUCGUAUUUCUCACGUGACAGUCAAAGACGCGUCAAAGGUGUGGUAAUGGAUCGCAACAAUGAAGUCAAGUGGGUAAUACGUGGUACUUGGGACAGCAAAAUCGAAAUUGCGCCAGCCCUCUCAACAUCUGGCCCACCAGACAGCCCUGUCUAUCAGACAGGAAUAUACAAGACGGCAUGGCAGAGAAAUAUGCCGCCACCGGAUAGCGAGAAAUACUAUAACUUCACUACAUUAGCGGCCCAACUUAAUGAAAUGGAAGAAGGCGUGGCACCGACAGACUCACGUUUGAGGCCUGACCAACGCCUUAUGGAAGACGGUCUCUGGGAAGACAGCAAUCGAGAGAAGUUGCGUCUGGAAGAAAAGCAAAGAGCCAAAAGGAAACAACGUGAAGCUGAGGCCGAAGCUUCUGCUGCUAAAGGUGAACCCUUCCCGCCCUACCAGCCAGCAUGGUUCACUCAGGAGCGUGAAGAGGGUACAGAUAAUAUUGUUCAUUUGCAUACCGGCAAAUAUUGGGAACACAAGAAACGGCAGGAUUGGUCCAGAUGUCAGGAUAUUUUUUAAACAAUAACUGCAACAUAAAAUAAUUAAAUAAAUAAAUUGUUACCACAAAAAACACUAAAUCAUAAUAUAAUUUUUAAAAUACAUAAAUACACAAAAACCCAUUUCAAAAGUUAUAAUUAUUGAAAACAAAAAAAAAAUGUAGUUAAAUUAGGCCUUAACGGAAUAUCGCAAACAAGAGCAUAGACAUUUUCUUUCCAAAGUAAUACUAAACCUUUAAAAAGAAGAACAACAAAAUGUAUGCUUCACAAAAAAAGAAGAAAAAGAAACCAAA